UUUAACAUGUAUGCACACAUUCAAGUCCUGUGUUUUAAAUUAAGAGUAGUUUUCCAUUCAGUUUGUUAAGUCAGUUGCAUGCGAAUGGUUGCGUUCAAAGUUCGUAAUAAUAUGGCGCCGAAAAAGAAGGUACUUUCUAUUAAAGAAAAAAUGGAAAUUAUUAAUGUUUUCGAAAAAGAUAAAUUAUCAGUACGUGGAAUUACAAAAAGGUUCAAUAUUGGCAAAACACUAGCGCCUGAAAUCAAUAAAAAUAGAGAAAAAAUUCGUUCUAAAUGGGAGUCUGGAGUUAAUGUUCAUCAAAAGCGAAGCUUUCUUAAAGAAGGCGGCUCUGAAAUAGGCAAGAUGUGUUUUAAUUGGUUCGCUAAGGCUAGAAUUCAAAACAUUCCGAUUUCUGGUCCCAUUUUGAAAGCAAAGGCAAUGGAAAUUGCAGGCAAACUGGGUGUACCAAAUUUGAAUGCUUCAGAUGGAUGGUUAAACAAAUGGCGAAUAAGGAAUAAUGUUGCUUUCAAAUGCGUAUCUGGUGAAGCUGCAGAUGUACACCAGGAUGGUGUCGAACAGUUUAGGACAAAACUGCCAUCUCUGUUGACCGGUUACAAGCCUGAAGACGUUCACAACGCAGACGAAAGUGGGCUUUCGGUACACUAUCAAAGGUAAGACUCACAAUUUUGUUCUGUGCUAACAUGGCUGGAGAUAAGGAGCUGGUUUUGGUUAUAGGUAAAGCAGCCCGUCCUCGAUCUUUUAAACAUGUUCCAAUCGCAAAACUGCUAGUAGAUUGGAAGUCUAAUAAAAAAGCAUGGAUGACUCGAGAAGUAAUGAGUGAAUAGCUGCACCAGUGCAAUCGAAGAAUGAAAGCCCACAAUCGAAAAAUUAUCUUGUUUUUAGAUAACGCGGCUUCUCACCCAAAGGAAUUAAACUUAACCAACAUAAAAAUUAUUUUCUUGCCGCCAAAUACAACGGCGGUUAGCCAACCCCUUGAUCAAGGUAUAAUCCAAAAUUUAAAAACUUUGUAUAGAAG
Anastrepha obliqua is the source of this 1015-nucleotide messenger RNA. RefSeq names its product tigger transposable element-derived protein 4-like. The record is from RefSeq and is a predicted model, not a curated record. The coding region runs from base 79 to 654 and encodes 191 amino acids. Gene Ontology annotation, molecular function: DNA binding. The transcript is spliced from 3 exons. Lineage: Eukaryota; Metazoa; Arthropoda; Insecta; Diptera; Tephritidae. Gene Ontology annotation, cellular component: nucleus.